This is a messenger RNA of Scleropages formosus (Asian bonytongue), 1479 nucleotides long. Its product is annotated as acidic mammalian chitinase-like. Gene Ontology annotation, cellular component: extracellular region. Gene Ontology annotation, biological process: carbohydrate metabolic process; chitin catabolic process. Bases 1 to 1437 code for a protein of 478 amino acids. The transcript is spliced from 12 exons. Lineage: Eukaryota; Metazoa; Chordata; Actinopteri; Osteoglossiformes; Osteoglossidae. The record is from RefSeq and is a predicted model, not a curated record. Gene Ontology annotation, molecular function: chitin binding; chitinase activity.
AUGGGCAAACUAACAAUCUUUGUUGGACUGGCUCUCCUGCUGCAUGUGCAGCUAGGAUCCUCCUACAUCCUGUCCUGCUAUUUCACUAACUGGGGGCAGUACAGACCAGGCGCUGGGAAGUACUUCCCCACCAAUGUGGACCCCUGUCUCUGUGACCACAUGAUCUAUGCCUUUGCUGGCAUGAACAGCAAUGAGAUCUCAACCUAUGAGUGGGAUGAUGUGAAGCUCUAUAAUGAGUUUGCAGCUCUGAAAAACCAGAACAGCAACCUAAAGACCCUCUUGGCUAUCGGUGGCUGGAACUUUGGGACAGCAAAGUUCAGUGCCAUGGUGGCCUCCCCUGCCAACCGUCAGACCUUCAUCAGCUCUGUUAUCAGUUUCUUGAGGCAGUAUGAGUUUGAUGGUCUCGACAUUGACUGGGAGUACCCUGGUUCCAGGGGAAGUCCUUCUCAGGAUAAGCAGCUCUUCACAAUUCUAGCACAGGAAAUGAUGACUGCCUUUGAGGCUGAGGGUAAGAAGACCAACCGUCCCCGUCUCAUGCUCACUGCUGCCGUGUCUGCUGGGAAGAGCACCAUUGAUGCCGGAUACCAGAUUCCCCAGCUUGGACAGAUCUUGGACUACUUCCAUGUCAUGACAUAUGACUUCCAUGGUUCCUGGGAGACACAAACUGGGGAAAACAGCCCCCUGUAUCGUGGACCUGCUGACCAGGGUAGUUACAUCUACUUCAACGUGGAUUAUGCCAUGACAUACUGGAAGUCCCAGGGUGCCCCUGCUUCAAAACUCCUGGUUGGUUUCCCCACCUAUGGUCACACCUUUGUGCUGGCAAGUUCCUCUAACACUGGUGUUGGUGCCCCAACAACUGGACCAGGACCAGCUGGUCCUUACACCAGACAGAGUGGCUUCCUGGCCUACUAUGAGAUCUGCACCUUCCUGAAACAAGGAGCUACUCAAGUCUGGGACACACCCCAGGAUGUUCCUUAUGCCUACAACAGCAACAAUGUCUGGGUUGGCUAUGACAAUGAGAAGAGUUACAAUAUCAAGAUUGACUGGCUGAAAAAGAAUGAGUUUGGAGGAGCCAUGGUGUGGUCUCUUGAUAUGGAUGACUUUAGCGGUACUUUCUGUGGCCAAGGGAAAAACCCUCUGAUCAACACCCUGAAGAGUGGACUUGCCGCUGCCCAGAGCUGCACUCCUCGUAAGGUCCCCUUGCCCCCUGUCAGCGGCAGUGGCAGUAGCAGUGGCAGCGGCAGUGGUAGCAGCAGUGGUGGCAGUGGCAGUAGCAGUGGUGGUAGUGGUUUCUGUGCUGGAAAGAGUGGUGGGAUCUACCCAGACCCAACCAACAAGAACCAGUUCUACGAAUGCAGCCAAGGCCGGACUUACCUGGAGAGCUGUGCUACCGGUCUGGUCUUUGACUCCAGCUGCUCCUGCUGCAAUUGGCCCUGAGGCCCUAUUUCCUUUGGAAUCCUUCUAUGAUCUUUGGUUCCU